AUGGAGUGGAAAAUACUUCCCAUUUAUUUGUUGCUGCUGCUGUCUGUUUUCUUGAUUCAGGAAGCUUCUUCUCAAGAUGUAUCAAGCUGUGCAGGGAGAUGUGGGGAAGGGUAUUCUAGAGAUGCCACCUGCAACUGUGAUUAUAACUGCCAAUACUUCAUGGAGUGCUGCCCUGAUUUCAAGAAAGUCUGCACCUCGGAGCUUUCCUGUAAAGGCCGCUGCUUCGAGUCCUUCGCAAGAGGAAGGGAGUGUGACUGUGAUGCAGACUGCAAGAAGUAUGGCAAGUGCUGUUCCGAUUAUGAGAAUUUCUGUGAAGAAGUGCAUAAUCCCACAUCACCACCAUCUUCAAAGACUGCACCUCCGCCUCCAGGAGCAUCUCAAACCACCAAAUCAACAGCCAAACGUUCACCCAAAUCACCAAACAAGAAGAAGACUAAGAAAGUUAUAGAAUCAGAGGAAAUAACAGAAGAACAUUCUGUUUCUGAAAAUCAAGAGUCUUCCUCCUCCUCUUCCUCUUCCUCUUCAAGUAUUCGGAAAGUCAAGUCUUCCAAAAAUUCAGCUGCUAAUAGAGAAUUAAAGAAGAAACCCAAAGUAAAAGACACUAAGAAGAAAAGAACUCCUAAAAAGAAACUUACCCCAGAACCACCAGCUGUAGAUGAAGCUGGAAGUGGACUGGACGAAGGUGAUUUCAAGCUCACCCCAACUCCUAACAUUCCUACCACCCAACGCAACAAAGUUACCAUAUCUCCCAAGAUUACAACAGUAAAACCAACAAAUCCCAAACCCAGUCUUCCACCUAAUUCUGAUACACCCAAAGAGACAUCUUCGACAGCCAAUAAGGAGACAACAGUUGAAACUACAGAGACUUCGAUAACAAAUAAACAGACUGCAACUAGCGCAAAAGAGAAGACUACUUCAGCUAAAGAGAGUGCAGAGAAAACAUCUGAUACAGAUUUUGCACCCACAUCUGAAGCUCCUACUAAAUCUACACUCCAAGCUGAAACUACAACCAAAUCCCCUGCUCUCACCACCACCAAGGAGCCCGCUCCCACCACUCCCACGGGUCCUGCUCCCACCACCACCAAGAAGCCUGCACCCACCACUCCCAAAGAGCCUGCUCCCACUACUGUCAAGGAAACUGCUCCCACCACUCCCAAAGAGCCCUCACCCACCACUACCAAGGAGCCUACACCCACCACCCCUAAGGAGCCUGUACCCACCACCCCCAAAGAGCCUGCUCCCGCUACUCUCAAGGAAACUGCUCCCACCACUCCCAAAGAGCCCUCACCCACCACUACCAAGGAGCCUACACCCACCACACCUAAGGAGCCUGCACCCACCACUCCUAAGGAGCCUGUACCCACCACCACCAAGGAGCCUGCACCCACCACCCCCAAAGAGCCUGUUCCUACUACUCUCAAGGAAACUGCUCCCACCACUCCCAAAGAGCCCUCACCCACCACUACCAAGGAGCCUACACCCACCACCCCUAAGGAGCCUGCACCCACCACUCCUAAGGAGCCUGUACCCACCACCAUCAAGGAGCCUGCACCCACCACCCCCAAAGAGCCUGUUCCUACUACUCUCAAGGAAACUGCUCCCACCACUCCCAAAGAGCCCUCACCCACCACUACCAAGGAGCCUACACCCACCACCCCUAAGGAGCCUGCACCCACCACUCCUAAGGAGCCUGUACCCACCACUCCUAAGGAGCCUGUACCCACCACCACCAAGGAGCCUGCACCCACCACCCCCAAAGAGCCUGUUCCUACCACUCUCAAGGAAACUGCUCCCACCACUCCCAAAGAGCCCUCACCCACCACUACCAAGGAGCCUGCACCCACCACCCCCAAGGAGCCCACUGCCAUCACCCCUAAGGAGCCUGCACCCACCACCUCUAAGGAGCCUGCACCCACCACCACCAAGGAGCCUAUACCCACCACCCCUAAGGAGCCUGCACCCACUACUCCUGAGGGGCCUGCACCCACCACCCCCAAGGAGCCUGCACCCACGUCCCCUAAGGAGCCUGCACCCACCACCCCCAAGGAGCCCACUGCCAUCACCCCUAAGGAGCCUGCACCCACCACCACCAAGGAACCUACACCCACCACCCCUAAGGAGUCUGCACCCACUACGCCUAAGGAGCCUGCGCCCACCACCCCGAAGGAGGCCGCACCCACGACCCCUAAGGAGCCUGAACCCACCACCCCCAAGGAACCCACACCCACUACCCCUAAGGAGCCUGCGCCCACCACCCCAAAGGAGCCUGCACCCAUGACCCCUAAGGAGCCCGCACCCACCACCCCUAGGGAGCCUGCACCUACCACCACAAAGGAACCUGCUCUUACCACUUCCAAAAAGCCUCCUCCCACCCCCAAGAAGCCUGCUCCAACUUCUCCUGAGACACCUGCUCCAACCACCUCAGAGGCCUCUACUCCAACUAUCACCAUGGAGCUUCCCACUACUCCCAAGAAUCUUGAUGAAUCAACUCCUGCGUUUCCUGCAAAACCCACACCAAAGGAUCUUGAAAAUAUUCCUCAGGAGGCUGCUGUACCUACAACCAAGGCUCCUGAAGUGACCAAACCUGAAGUGACUACAACAGCUAAAGACAAGAUAACAGGAAAAGACAUACAUACUAUACCUGAAACUACAACGGCUGUACAGAAAAUUACAACAAAAGAGACAGCAACUACAACAGAAGAAAAGACCACUGAAUCCAAAAUAACAAGUACAAUCAGGCCAGUAACAUCUACAAUUGAAGAUACCACGACAUCAUCCAAAAUUACUCCUAAAGCAACUACUCUUGCACCCAAAGUAAUGACUGCCACAAAAAAGACAACUACAACCGAAGAGAUUAUGAGUAAACUGGAAGAAACAACAGCGAUACCAAAAGAUACAGCUACUAGUUCUAAAGUGACAACUCUCAAACCUAAAAAGCCAACCAAAGCACCCAAAAAGCCCACUUCUACCAAAAAGCCAAGCAGAACACCUAAGAGAAAACCAAAGACUACACCAAUUCCCCCAAAGAUAACUACGACAACAAUGCCCAAAUCCAACCCUACCUCUUUAGCAGAAGCCAUGCUGCAAACCACCACCAGCCCUAAGCAAACUCCUAACCCAGCAAUAGUUGAAGUAAUUCCAAAGAAGGAAGAGGCAGAUGCUGCUGAAGGACAAAAACCUCCCAUGAUUCUCAGGCCCCAUGUGUUAACUCCUAUCAUUAUUCCAGGCACUGAUUUCUUAGUGAGAGGACCCAAUCAAGGCAUUGGCGUCAACCCCAUGCUUCCAGAUGAGACUAAUUUAUGCAAUGGUAAGCCAGUAGAUGGACUGACUACUUUGCGCAAUGGGACAUUAGUUGCAUUUCGAGGUCACUAUUUCUGGACGCUAAGUCCAUUCAGGCCACCAUCUCCACCUCGCAGAAUUACUGAAGUCUGGGGUAUUCCCUCCCCCAUUGAUACUGUCUUUACUAGAUGCAACUGUGAAGGAAAAACUUUCUUCUUUAAGGAUUCUCAGUACUGGCGUUUCACCAAUGAUGUAAAAGAUGCAGGGUAUCCCAAACAAAUUUCAAAAGGAUUUGGAGGACUAAAUGGAAAAAUAGUGGCAGCUCUCUCAAUAGCUACAUACAAGAACAGACCCGAAUCUGUGUAUUUUUUCAAGAGAGGUGGCAGCAUUCAGCAGUAUAUUUAUAAACAGGAACCUGUCAAAAAGUGCACUGGAAGAAGGCCUGCUAUAAAUUAUUCAGUGUAUGGAGAAACGACACAGAUUAGGAGACGUCGCUUUGAACGGGCUAUAGGACCUUCUCAAACACACACCAUCAGAAUUCACUAUUCACCUGUCAGAGUCACUUAUCAAGACAAAGGUUUCCUCCAUAAUGAAGUUGAAGUGAGUACACUCUGGAGAGGACUUCCAAAUAUGGUUACUUCAGCUAUAUCACUGCCCAACAUCAGAAAACCUGAUGGCUACGAUUACUAUGCCUUUUCUAAGGAUCAAUAUUAUAACAUCGAUGUGCCUAGCAGAACAGCAAGAGCAAUUACUACUCGUUCUGGGCAGACCUUAUCCCAAGUCUGGUACAGCUGUCCUUAG
Molecule: messenger RNA, 4080 nt
Organism: Diceros bicornis minor
Lineage: Eukaryota; Metazoa; Chordata; Mammalia; Perissodactyla; Rhinocerotidae
Gene: PRG4
Product: proteoglycan 4
Exons: 12
Coding region: 1-4080 (1359 amino acids)
Biological process (GO): immune response
Molecular function (GO): polysaccharide binding; scavenger receptor activity
Source: RefSeq, a predicted model, not a curated record